This is a messenger RNA of Penaeus indicus, 4011 nucleotides long. Its product is annotated as F-box only protein 30-like. The coding region runs from base 42 to 2153 and encodes 703 amino acids. The record is from RefSeq and is a predicted model, not a curated record. NCBI's taxonomy places the organism in Eukaryota, Metazoa, Arthropoda, Malacostraca, Decapoda, Penaeidae. The transcript has 13 exons. Gene Ontology annotation, molecular function: ubiquitin protein ligase activity; protein binding; zinc ion binding.
CGCGAGAGGGAGAGGACGUCUUUUCUCGCCGUCCGGAAGCCAUGGAGGCCCCUGUAGAAACAGACACAGAGGACGGAAGUGAUGAGUCCGUAACAUCUCUGCCAGAUGACAGUGACGAUGAGGUCGACAUCAACAUUCACUUCCACUGCGAGCACUGCAUCCGCAUGUACAGGUGUCACGAGCGGCCCAAACCUGGCUGGAGUUGCGAGGUGGAGCUUUGUCCGAACAGAUGCGGCCAAAAAUUCCACAUUUGCAAACUUGAGGAACAUCGCUUGAUGUGCACCCAUGAACGCGUGCCUUGUAUAAAUGCUGGCUAUGGAUGCCCCCUCUGGAUGCAGCGAAGGCUAAUAGCUGAACACCUGCCUGUGUGUCCAGCCUCAGUGGUUAUCUGCAAUGCAGAGUGGAACCGCUGGGCCCUGGGAGCCAAGGAGAGGGAGAAGGUGUCAAUGUCAAAAGGAUUGAUAGCUCUGUACAACACUAAUGACCUGGACAUGUCUCUAGCCCUGCGUGAUCAGGAGCUGGUGAAUGAGAUGCUGACAAUGCCAAAGAGACUACGCAACACCUUGUGCAACAGAAUCACCCGACGCUUCCCAGCUCUGCCCCUGACAGUAAGAGGAUCGAGGCACGAGACUAUCGAUGAACGGUCUGGGCCUAACAAGCUCUCGAGACAGUCAACGGACGAGGAGGAAGAUGGCCUCACACCAGGUCUUUCUGUGUCUGUGUGCACUGAGCUUUUGCGCGGGAAGAAGCAGGUUUUAUCUUUGGCUAGCGAGGCUCGGGGGUCCACCACAUCCUCCUCCUCCACUACCACCUCCACCACCACCACCUCCACCUCCUCCACUACCACCACCACCACACCCGAACACCCUGAUCUCGAAGCCGCUGCCGCUGCUGUCGAAGGCGAGAGCGCCGAGAGCAGUGACGCUCACUAUGCUAAAAGGCAGCAACUGCAGAACACGGACGACAUAUCGGCCUUCUGCUGCAGCCACGGCAUCCUGAAGAAUCUUUGCUACCUCUGUAAGGGGGACCCUGACCAGCCCACCUACAAGAUGGGCAAAGUGUGGAGGGAGAGAGUCUCCUGUAAGAAGCCGGGAGAGAUGGUGUGGAAGCAGGAACCAUGUGUUGAAAAGGUUAGGAAAAGAAAUCCACGUGGGCAGUUUGUGUACAUGAAGUACGAUGAGGCGGAGGCAGAGGAGGAGGAGGAGGAGGAGGGGUCCCUGGACAAAAUGAUCAUUGACGAUCAGGGCCGACCGGUGGGCAGAGCCAGGUUCAAGACGCCCCCCCCUGUCCCCCUGACGUCCAAGGCCCUCACCAUGGAGCUGCCGCUUAAGCACUACUCAAGACACCAGAGUAAACCGAGGGCUAUGUUCACCUUCCAGUGCAUGCAGGAAAUCCGUCGGUGCGAGUACGGCAGCCACUACCAGAACUGCCACAGUGAGAUUCAGGAGGGACUGGAUGGCUGGAUCCUGCAUAGGUGUCCACUGCACGUCCUAGGGUGUCCUUACGUCUAUAACCGCCUUCACCCAGGCCGAAAGGAUGGAGAUGUCAUCUACUGCCGUGACCUCCGUGCAUUUGGAAUCCGGCCUGUGCUGGAGUACGAACCAGCUCCCUGUGGAGGUCUCCCAAGAUCACGGUCGCCGAGCGUGGAGAAGACGACCUCCGCUUUCGGCCAGUUGAGCCUCCUGCACUCCCACAAGGCCAUGAAGGCUAUCCCGGAGCACCACCGGACGAAGAACUGCGAGAAGCAGUACUACGCAUCGAGCACAAACCUUACCUACUUACCCAUUGAGGUUCUUCAGCUUAUUGCCAGUUAUUUGGAUGGAUUCAGCCUCAACAACCUUUCACUUACCUGUCGAUUAAUGCGCGACGUGUGUCUCUCUCUCAUUAACGACCGAGGCCUUGUUAUUCUGGAAUGGGUGCGCUACAUUGAGGACGACAAAGUACGAUGGAAAGAGGGGAGGAAGCGUCGCUUCUUCAGCAAAUCUUUUGAACAUGUUACUCACUGGGGCUUCAAAAAUGUUCCUCACAUGGCAGACCACUUACAGAAUUGCCCAUUUAACAAGAGAUACAUCACCAAGAACACAUUUGCAUAUAUCCUGCCAAGUGAAGGUGGAAAGUUGUUAAGGAAAACAUUAAGAAAUGUUACAUUUUGACCGCAGUGAUAUAGACAGCAAUUCCAUAGGCAAGACUGGAUGAAAAAGGGAACUACAUUGUGGAUUUUGUACUCCAGGUGAAAAAUUUAUAUUAAUUUAUACACACACACACACACACACACACACACACACACACACACACACACACACACACACACACACACACACACACACACACACACACACACACACACACACACACACACAUAUUUACAUAUAUUUACAUGUGUAUGUAUAUGUAUAUGUGUAUGUAUAUAUGUGUGUGUAUAACAGCUUUUUGUGUUUAAUGGAAUUUUGUUAAAAAGUUUGCCACACAUGUACACUUACGUAUACACAAAUACUAAGAAAAAUUCAUGUAUGUAAAUCAUUGCAGAGGAAUUCCUUAAAUCUGAUAGUAUUCAUAGUUUUCCAAGUAAUCUUCCCUGUACAUUGUUCACAGUCCAUGCCAUGCUAUAAGUUAUUUUUUCCCCCGUGCUUUCACACAAGAACAAUCCAUUGGAAAACAUGCUCUCUUAUCCCGUAAGAUGUCGCGGAAGAUACCAAAGAUUGUCAUCAUCAGUGCCGAAAAAUGUUGCCAGGCACGAGGAACUUCUUCUCUGUGCAAUUUAUGUGAUUAUCGGUUCACAUUUGUUCAUCGUCGAGAUUCGCAGCCGGGCCGAUUCUCUAGUUUAAUCUUUUUGUGGUGGAAAUAACUUUGUGAAAAUGGCUACUUUUUAUUGUUAUUGUUGCAAAUAGAUUCAUAACAACUUUUAAAUCAUGUUGCAUAUUUUCAAUAUGAUGAUACAUUACUGUUAAAUGCUGUAAAUUGUUAACUGAUGUAUUUGAAUGAUUUGUUAACAGUGAAUUAUGAAACAUCACACACAAAGCAGAACGCAGACAGACAAAGAAAGAGUGGUUGAUAUUUUUUUGUGUUGGAAUCGUAUGCUAGAUCUGAAAAAGUAUACUGUUUUUGGGUAGUUGGCUUUUUUAUAGAGUUAAAGAGAAAGUUGUAAUUAGAUUUUUGAGAGGAUGAGUGCAUAAUGAAAAUUAACUUUGUUAGUAUUUAUGAAUUGUGUGUUCAUGACAUUAGGUAAAAGUGUUUUCAUAAUGAUUUUCAAUUACAUAGGAUAAUAGAAAGAGAAGUGUAUUACAGAGAAUAAUUAAUUGUAAGAAAUAAUGUGUAUAAUGUUAUCAUGUAGAUUUUUUUUUCUUCUUUUUCAUAUGAGAUUGAAGGUACAGCAUAGCAAGAACUAACAAUGGUAAUUCAGAAGAUUAGUUAUUUAUGACAUUCUCAUUUUACAAUCGCUCCUUGCCAUAGGUGCAUAAUUACCUAGCAUACGCUUAGUUUAGAGGCAAAAGGCCAUCUGAAGUAGAUAGAAUAAACUCACCCUCGGUUUUAUAACUCUCAUGGGUAGAUACAUUCAUAUUUCUCAUUUAGAAGCUGUUCCUACGUCCAGGCGGAAGCUUUCAGGUGUGUUUGCUUGCAGGUGAAAUCUUCAGUGUUAUGUGUGGUGAAAGCUUGAUGGAUGAAGUGUGUUACUUAGGUAGUCCAACACCUUCACAACAUGAAUGGGAACUUAACCUUGCCUCUCACCACUUCAUCGUCUGAUAACAGCUAGUGAGACUGUGGGCUUUCAUAUCGGUAGUACAGCAUGCGUUUCCCUCUCUUGAGGUUUUAUCAUCAUUGAGAGACUGUUGUUUUGAUAAAGAGAGUUAGAUACUGAGCUUAUGAUAGUCUUUUAGAAUGUAAUGAUGAGAGUUGUUGGGAGGAUUAUGUGAUCGUGUCUUUACUCUAUAUGUCUUUCAUGUUGUGCUUCUCCUCAUACCAUAUCACAGCUGAUUAUCUUGUCAGAUUUUAAACAGAUUGAUAUGCUUUUUG